CCCGCUAGCGUUGUCUUGAGACAGAAAGCGUAAUCCGUUACAGUUAUGUUUGCUUCAAACUUGCAACUUCCACAUCUUCUCCCACUUAAAGCUUAUACUAUUAUUUAACACCAUCUCUCUCUCUCACACAUAUUCUCUACGAUUACAAUCAUGAAACACAACCACAUAAACAACAUUAACAAAAACAACAUCAAUUUUCAUUUAUCGUUGUUUUUUGUUUACAUAUUCCAUUAGUUAGUUACUACUUUCUCAAUUCACUUUCCUUUUUUGUUUCAACCACCGACACACCAUGGUAACCGCCGUAAUUCUGUUCACCGUCACGGUGGUUCUCUCAUCGACGGUAGCUUCAUCUCCGGUAACACUAACACUUGAAAGAGCUUUUCCUUCAAAUCAUGGAGUUGAAUUGAGUCAUCUUAAAGCAUUGGAUACUUUCAGACAUCAACGAUUUUUGCAGUCUACUACUAGUUAUGUUGUUAAUUUUCCUGUUAAAGGAUCCUUUGAUACCUCUAAAGCUGGGCUUUACUUUACAAAGGUGAAUUUGGGUACUCCUCCAAGAGAAUUUUAUGUUCAGAUUGAUACUGGAAGUGAUGUUCUUUGGGUUAGUUGUGCUUCCUGCGUGGGUUGUCCCCAAACAAGUGGUCUCCAAAUUCAGCUCAAUUACUUUGACCCUAGGAGUUCAUCGACAUCUUCAUUCAUCGCUUGUUCUGAUCAAAGGUGCAAGAAUGGAGUACAGUCAUCAGAUAGCAGCUGUUCCGGUCGGAAUAACCAAUGCACUUAUAUAUUCCAGUAUGGAGAUGGUAGUGGAACAUCAGGCUAUUAUGUGUCAGACUUUAUGCAUUUUGCUAGUAUUACUCAGGAAUCUUUGUUGUCAAACUCCUCGGCGCCUGUGGUUUUUGGUUGUAGCAACCAGCAGAGUGGGGACUUGACAAAGUCUGAUAGAGCAAUUGAUGGUAUAUUUGGCUUUGGGCAACAGGGCAUGUCAGUAAUUUCCCAGCUUGCUUCACAAGGAAUUGCACCAAGAGUUUUCUCACACUGCUUGAAAGGAGAUAGUAGCGGUGGCGGCUUAUUGGUUCUUGGUGAGAUUGUGGAGCCAAACAUAAUUUAUAGUCCACUCGUUCCGUCACAGCCCCAUUAUAAUCUAAAUCUUUUGAGCAUCUCUGUCAAUGGCCAAAUUUUGCCAAUUGAUUCGGCUAUUUUUGCUACAUCAAGCAAUAGAGGCACCAUUAUUGAUUCCGGAACAACUUUGGCAUACAUUGCCGAAGAGGCUUACAAUCCCUUUAUCAAUGCGAUUACAGCUGCUAUUCCACAAUCUGUACGCACUGUUCUUUCCAGAGGAAAUCAGUGUUACUUAGUUACCAACAGCCUUGAUAGUUUUCCUCAAGUAAGUCUGAAUUUUGCUGGUGGUGCUUCUCUCGUUUUAGGAGCACAGGACUACCUUAUAAAGCAGAAUUAUAUUGGAGAUGGAUCAGUGUGGUGUAUUGGCUUUCAGAAAAUUGCAGGUCAAGAUAUAACAAUUCUAGGAGACCUUGUAUUAAAAGACAGAAUUUUUGUCUAUGAUCUUGCUGGUCAACGCAUUGGAUGGGCUAACUAUGACUGUUCCUUGUCGGUUAAUGUUUCUGCAUCAUCUGGUAACGGCAGAAGUGAGUUUGUUAACGCGGGAAACAUAAGUGGAAGCACUUCUUUGCGUGAUGGAUCUCACAAGUUGAUAAAGAGAAGAGUGAUCAUUGCUAUAUUCAUGCACAUAACACUAAUAUGCUAUUUUGUAUUUUUGUAGCAUGUUAAAUUGGAACUAAUUAUAUUCUUUUUUUUUAAUAUUUAUAUGUAUAUUCUCUUGCUGGUAUAUAAGUGUGAAUCGGCAAGUCAUGUAUCUUUACUUGGAUUAUUGCCUUGUGCCUUCUUUCUGCACAAUAGGUUUGUCAAUUAAUGUAACUCACUCUUUAUCAGUCGUGUAAAUUCAAUGAUCACACUGGUUGAGUCACAAAUACAAGUUAUACAAUUCGGUCUUUUGGA
Messenger RNA from Medicago truncatula (barrel medic), 2010 nucleotides. Its product is annotated as aspartic proteinase 36. The record is from RefSeq and is a predicted model, not a curated record. The transcript has 10 exons. Gene Ontology annotation, biological process: proteolysis. Gene Ontology annotation, molecular function: aspartic-type endopeptidase activity. NCBI's taxonomy places the organism in Eukaryota, Viridiplantae, Streptophyta, Magnoliopsida, Fabales, Fabaceae. The coding region runs from base 290 to 1774 and encodes 494 amino acids.